AUGGGGGAUUCUCGUUAUAUCCACCAAUGCAUUGGUCAGAACUACCUUCAUUUUGUGACAUUCUCUUCUUCACACUGUCAGCCACUGUUGGACCUUCAGAAGCAUCUCUCCUGGAUACAGAAAAAUGGGAGUCAUCCACGGAGGAGGCUUCUGUAUCCAGGAGAGAUGCUUCUGAAGGUCCAACAGUGGUUGACAGUGUGA
Sphenostylis stenocarpa is the source of this 201-nucleotide messenger RNA. NCBI's taxonomy places the organism in Eukaryota, Viridiplantae, Streptophyta, Magnoliopsida, Fabales, Fabaceae. The record is from the annotation of a GenBank genome assembly.